Molecule: messenger RNA, 3510 nt
Organism: Toxoplasma gondii ME49
Lineage: Eukaryota; Apicomplexa; Conoidasida; Eucoccidiorida; Sarcocystidae
Product: glycosyl transferase
Exons: 6
Coding region: 1049-2956 (635 amino acids)
Cellular component (GO): Golgi apparatus
Source: RefSeq, a predicted model, not a curated record
GUUUUCCGGGGUUAUUUAUUUUUAUACGAGAACCCGCAGGACACAGCUGGAGAGCUGUUGGGGAAAAAAGCCUUUGUGUGUGCGAGUGCAUGUGCAAGGGAGGUAAACUGGCUCCGCCGCUCCCCUGCGCUGGCAAUUUGCCAUUCUUACAGCUCUCGUUUCCUUCCCCUUCCUGUCGCUAUACGCUUUUCGUUUCAGGGGUGCUUUGUUUCUGCGAGACCAGUGCCUUGCCCCUUCUCGUAUGUCACCCCGUCUGUGUUCCGGGAUGCUGCUGCGUGCACCGAGUCUGGCUCGCUUCGAGGAAAACGAACGAGUGUGAGUUUGACUCACUUCUGCUCGAAAAGUCAAAUGCGUGUUUUUCUCCACUGGUAGGACAAAUGUACUUAUUUUGGCCAUCAACAGACGCCUGAGCCCACACUGCUGCACAUCCGCCCCUGUUAGACAGGUCGGCAUUGCUUUGCUCGUGUGUGCGCGGCAUCUGCGUGAGACACAACUAUCCAGUGUGCACAUGCUUGUUAGUAACUAUGCGAAAGAGCCACAAAAUCCGCUGAUCAUACAUCUAUGCAUGCUUGAUCAUGCGUGAUUCAGUGUCAGCAAGUGCGAGAAACUGCCGGUUUGCCGGCAAGAGUCGCUUUUUCUAGCUGCAUCACCAAGAGACCAACUAGAGGAAGUACAUCGUGUUCGUCGUCCCGACAUCUCCAUUUCCUGUGUGUCUGCGUGCUUUGCUUUUCUCUCAACCUUCCGUUUUUCGUUUCUGUUCGCGAAAUGUCGAUCGAACAGUGCAAUUCUCUGUUGUCCCUCACUGCGUUUGCCAAUGCCAUAAGACAGUUACGUCCUGUCACACAAAUCGCCAUCAUUCCCCCUGUCUCUUCCACGUUUCUGCACAAGCACCUCACGUGGUCGGCGGUGCUCAUUUGAAUCCUUCGUUUCUGUGUUCUCCACGUUCCGUCGCUUCCCCCCCUUCCCGUACAAGCACUGCUUCGGUUGUUUUCGGCAAGUUCCUUCGCGUCUGGUUUCGGUACUCAAAACGAAUCAGGAGCGGCUGAGAAUGAGGGUUAUGACGCCUCCGUCGGCGCCUCACCCGCGCGCAUCGCCGUGGUGGGCGAGUUGCCUCUGGGCGGCCCUCCAGAUCAUUCUUUUUUUGGUCGGCAUAUGCUGGGUGGCAGUGAAUGUCGGGUUUCUCUCUGAUUAUUACUUCAAAGGUUCAGAUUUCUCGUCACCAUCGCUCAACAACAACAGCGAUGCUUCUCGCCAACCGCCGCGCGCCGCCAGAGAUGUGCAGGAAGGCGUGUCGUCGUUUGAAGAAUCCGGAGGGGCGCAGCUCCCGCCGCGUGUGCACGCACUUGAGGUUCUUGAGGGAGCUGGCCCCGGCCGACUUCACGGGAGGCUCGGAAUCAAACCUGAUGGCCAGCCGGGCUACACACGGGCACCCUCGCCUCCUACAGAUCUGAGCAUGCCCCAAGCACUGGCUCGCGGGGGAGGCUUCAAUCUGUAUCUGUCUGACCAUCUGGAGCUGGACCGCACGGCGCCUGACGCGCGGCACGCGUCCUGUCGGCAGCUACACUACGACCUCUCGACGCUGCCGAAGGCAUCAGUGAUUAUCGUGUUUUACAACGAGCCAUUUUCGACGUUGAUGCGGUCCGUCCACAGCGUUCUGAACGGGACUCCUCCGCAGAUUCUGGAGGAGCUGAUUCUCGUCGACGAUGGCAGCACGUUGCCGUACAUCCGGGAAGACGGCAACCAACAGUUGGUGGAGUACCUUAAGCUGCUUCCGGCGAAGGUGCGGCUCAUCCGCAACGAGGUGCGCAAAGGGAUUGUCGGUGCACGGAUGAAGGGGAUUCGCGCGAGUCGCGCGCCGAUCUUCGCUAUCCUCGACAGCCACAUCGAGGUGAGUCCUCAGUGGCUGGAGCCGCUGCUGCUGCGGAUCAAGGAAGACGGCCGGCGCGUGGUGAUGCCGCAGAUCGAUGGAAUCGACGCGGAAACCUUCAAGCACAUCGCCGGCGGGAUAGGCUGCAAGCUGGGGUUUCUCUGGAAGCUGAUGGAGCACUCGUACGAGGGCCACCAGACCGCGCGACUGCCGCCGGAGGAACGCCAACCGUCUCCGACCGACUUUCAGACGUCGCCGGCGAUGGCCGGGGGUCUUUUUGCAGCGAACAAGGCGUUCUUCUUUGACGUCGGAGCCUACGAUGAAGACUUCCAGUUCUGGGGAACAGAAAACUUAGAACUGAGUUUCCGCCUCUGGCAGUGCGGCGGCGUCCUGGAGUGCGCUCCUUGCUCUCGCGUCUACCACAUCUUUCGAAAAGGCGGCUCCGGCUACAGCAGUCCAGGCGACUCCAUCACCAUCAACAAGAUGCGGACGAUGCUGUGGAUGGACGAGUAUGCCGACCUCGCCUGGCGAGUCAUUGGGAAACCCAGAGUCAACUACCGGCCCGAGAGCCUUGAAAAACGCAGAGAGUGGAGAAAGAGGAAGGGAUGUAAAAGCUUCCGCUGGUUCAUGGAAAACGUCUUUCCCGAGGGAGAUGUCGUCACUCUCGACGACGUCCCGUACCUUGGCCCUUUGAGAAAUGACAAGAUAGGCAUGUGUUUGGACAACAUGGGCUGGGCCUCUCCCGGACAUGCUGUUGGCCUCGAGUAUUGCCACGGGGGCGACACUCAGACAUUUAUGUUUUUUAGGAAGGUAGGACACGUAAUGCCAGUUAAUGAUGACGAGGCUUGCUUGCAGCCGUCAGGAAGACUGGACUGGUGUCGAGGAACGGCCCAAUUCUGGUGGGACUUCACAUCGAGUGGCCAACUGAUGUUUCGCGAAACAAAGCAGUGCCUCUCAGCCUUUGGCAGAAAACUCAGGAUGGUCGAGUGCGAUGACACUGAUCCUUACCAGAUCUGGUCGUGGACGGCCUACAAUCCACCCGAUACAUUCACGUUUCCGUCGGUUAGCAGAUCAAUCCGAAGUGGCUAAGAAAGUAAAGGAAAAGACGAUUCAGGAACUGCUUCUCAGUCGCCGACGGUACUGGGAAGGCUGCUGCGGCUGCUGUAAAACUGGUUGUUGCAGCUGUUGCAGCUGGAUCCGAGGAUGUUGGAGAUCAUAAAUGCUCCGUUUAAGUAAUGGGUGGUUGGCCCAAGUGCCACAGAGAAAAAUGCGAUUUGUAGAACCGUAACGAAGCGACUGGUUCACCUAAUUCCUGCGUGGCAAGUGACUCCCGUGCGGGUGUCUCAACGGGAGAAUGGUCUCAGAUUUCAAUGUUGUGCUUUAUAUCAUCUCGAUUCACUGAGCGUCAGCUCUUCAAUACAUUAAGGCGGCCGACAGUUGUGCCCCAGACCCAUGUAUAGGCACUCGCGCAAAGGGUCCCGUGGUCAUUCCUUCAGGAAAGCUUGUUGUGCUCCCCAUAACUUGUCUUUUCAAGCUAUUCGAUUCUCUAGAUUCCGUGUACGAACCCCUGAACCGGGUCAACUCAUCCGCUUGAUUCGCAUCGUCUACACAGAACCCAAUGAACUACACCAAUGCACGCAGUC